AUGUUUGGACACACACACAAAAUCCCCAUUAAUCCACAACCCGCAGCCACAGGAUCCAAGUCCAACAUAAUCUUCAUUCCUCAGUUUGACUGUUUUGCUGUUAAUGGCGUGCUGUGUCCCGAGCCGAUUUCUUGGGUUCAGCCAAACCAAACACCCGCAGAGAUGGAGAUGGAGGAGCAGGCAAGAGCGAGUUUUGCCGAAGAAAGAAAAGGAAAUAGGAAACGGACUAAAUCAGAAGUAGUUAAUGUUGAAAUGAUGACCUUCCAACUUUUUAAAUCUCCAAUUAUGGACAAAGAAUGUUAUAUUUUACAAAUGUACAAGAUGGAAUCAAAAAAUAUUACCAACUACCUGUUAUCCGUCUACGAGGAAAAUGGAAAAAAGGAAGUGAAAGUAGAAUCCCGUUCAACAGGAGAAAUUGAUUCAGAGCCUAUAACAGAAGAAAUCAGCAUCAAUCUACACAACGAGUUAUCACUGCAAGAACGAUUAGUGGGUUGGACAUUUAAAGCAAAAAAACGUCAGUCCUCCAACUUAACUGACAAGUAUUUUAUUCAUGGCCAUGGGAAGGCUAAGAAAACUUUUCGGUCUGUGAAGGAGUUUGGCAAUUUCAUACUUUUCCACACUACUCUAGAAGGUUCAUCUCAUCGAGGCAAGGCAAAAAUGAUAGGAAAAGAGCAGCAAGAAGCAUCUCUGGCAGAAGCAAACGAGAAUCCAGCAAGUAGACAUGAAAUUGUUGUUCCUCGCUGUGAUGAAGACAAUGUUGGUGAAGGAAAAGAACAGCAAGAAGCAUCUCUGGCAGAACAAAACCAGAAUCCAGCAAGCAUACAUGAAAUUGUUGUUCCUCGCAGUGAUGAAGACAAUGUUGGUGAAGGUGAUGAAGAUGGAAUCUUCUCUGAAAUUUUGAAGAGUUCAAUUACAGAGUUGUAA
This is a messenger RNA of Fraxinus pennsylvanica, 924 nucleotides long. NCBI's taxonomy places the organism in Eukaryota, Viridiplantae, Streptophyta, Magnoliopsida, Lamiales, Oleaceae. The record is from the annotation of a GenBank genome assembly.